Messenger RNA from Ostreococcus lucimarinus CCE9901, 192 nucleotides. RefSeq lists its product with no specific name. The record is from RefSeq and is a predicted model, not a curated record. The coding region runs from base 1 to 192 and encodes 63 amino acids. The transcript has a single exon. Lineage: Eukaryota; Viridiplantae; Chlorophyta; Mamiellophyceae; Mamiellales; Bathycoccaceae.
AUGACGAUUGAGUACACGCCGAGCGAGAGCGAGGAAGGGGAAGGUGGGAUGUUUGCGCGUUUGCCGAGCCAGGGCGCGGGCGCGAACGCGGGAUUGUACGAGUACGAGGACGAUAGCGAUAGUUCUGAUGACGACGUGCGACAUCCGAGAGCGAGGGACGACGCCCCGAGUUGUUGCUGCGUCAUUACUUAG